Myotis lucifugus (little brown bat) is the source of this 1994-nucleotide messenger RNA. RefSeq names its product torsin 1A interacting protein 1 (gene TOR1AIP1). Gene Ontology annotation, biological process: nuclear membrane organization. Gene Ontology annotation, cellular component: nuclear membrane. The record is from RefSeq and is a predicted model, not a curated record. Gene Ontology annotation, molecular function: ATPase activator activity. Lineage: Eukaryota; Metazoa; Chordata; Mammalia; Chiroptera; Vespertilionidae.
UAGGGGCGAUAGACGCAAGCUACGACAACAACUAUGGCGGGCGACGGGCGGCGGGCGGAGUCGGUGAUCGAAGGAUGGGGGCUGCACGUGACACCCCGAGCCCCCCUGCGGGAGGGCCGGCGCCGGCUCGCCCCUGAACUGGGCGGCGGCAGUGACGCACGUGCGCACGGAACUCCGUCGCCGUCGCGCCACGCCCGGCGGGAAGUGAGGUUCUCGGAAGAGCCGCCGGAAGUGUACGGCGACUUCGAGCCCCCGGUGGCCAAAGAUAGAUCUCCGAUGGGAAAACGAAUCCAGCUAAAGGAGUUCCGGCCCCAAGCUACGAAAGAGGAAGUGAGAGAGCGCGCCUACAACCUACGGUCUCAGCCGCGGAGGCAGCCGCGACUCCAGGAAGCCGUGGAGAUGAGAACGCGAAGGGCUGCGCGCCUCCAGCAGGAGAACUCACCGCAGCCUCCGCCACAGCCGGUGAUGACCCGGAGACGGUUACGGGACUCGCAUUCCUCAGAAGAGGAAGAGCUAUCUCCACAAACUGUUGUAAGCCAAACAGUCUCAAAGAAAACUGUCAGGAGAACACAAGAGACUUCAGUGAUGAGUGGAGAUUCUGUACUCGACCUGCUUAGACCCCCUCUAAGAAGUCCACGAUCUGAGUCAGCAUACAAAACAAAUGGAAAUACUGAAAUGAGUGAAUUAGAAGCCACUAGUGUCCCACAGAAGGUCAAUUUCUCUGAAGAAGGGGACACUGAAGAAGAUGAUCAGGACGUCUCUGAUAGUGCUGUUACUUCUGUUAAGGUCAGAUCCGGGGAGUCUCUGGACUCUGGAGAUCAAACCAGCAGACCAGGUCAACAUUUAGAAUCAUUUUGGCAGUCAUCACAAAGUCAAGACUUCAAAGCUCUUGAUAAGCAGCAUUCAGUGCCAAGCUCAAAAUAUCAAAAAAACCUUCAAAAUAUCAAAAUAUCAGAACAUCAAAAAAACCUUCAGGAAAGGGUUGACCAAACCACAAGAAGAAGGACGAAGAUGCCAAAUGACAGCUUUCAGAAAUCAGAGUUUGGAAACCAGUCUCCGUCAACCUUCAGCCAACACAUGACUGGACAACCCAAAAAUGCAUCUUUUGUCAAGAUGAAGUGGUGGUGGUUGCCAAUACCUGUGCUCCUUAUUCUUGUCCUUGGGAGUUGGUGGUACACUCAUGUUCCUGAGGUAGAAGGCACUGCUGAAGAGUUCCAGAACCAGAUGAAACAACUUAUGAUUAAGUACCAAGGUCAAGAUGAGAAGCUGUGGAAAAGGAGCCUAACAUUCCUGGAAAAACAUCUCAACAGCUCCCAGCCUCGUCCUCAGCCUGCUAUCCUGCUGCUGACCGCUGCCCGUGAUGCUGAAGAAGCACUCAAGUGUCUGAGUGAACAAAUCGCUGAUGCCUAUUCAUCCCACCGAAGUGUCCGUGCCAUCCGGAUUGAUGGAACAGGCAGAGCUACUGAGGACAGUGAUGCUGUGAAACUAGAGGUGGACCAAGAACUGAGCAAUGGAUUCCAAAAUGGCCAGAACGCAGCCGUGGUGCACCGCUUCGAGUCCCUGCCCGCCGGCUCCACUUUGAUCUUCUACAAGUAUUGUGACCAUGAAAAUGCGGCCUUCAAAGAUGUAGCCUUAGUCCUGACCGUCUUGUUGGAGGAGGAAACACUUGGAACCAGUCUAGGCCUAAAGGAAAUUGAAGAAAAAGUGAGGGAUUUUCUCAAAGUCAAGUUCACCAACUCUAACACACCCACUUCCUACAAACAUAUGGACCCAGACAAACUGAGUGGGCUCUGGAGCCGCAUUUCCCACCUCGUCCUGCCUGUGCAACCCGAGAAUGCCCUGAAAAGGGGCAUCUGCUUAUAAGCGGCGACAGAAGAGAAAUCAUGUCCCAAGUGCUGAGAAUUUUUUGGACUUUGUAACCAGAGACAGAAAGCAUCUUUGUGAAAGAACUGUUUUCUUUCUGAAGGAAGUAAAGUUCUAAAUCAUUUCUCCGA